Messenger RNA from Amphimedon queenslandica, 684 nucleotides. Its product is annotated as zinc finger MYM-type protein 1-like. The record is from RefSeq and is a predicted model, not a curated record. Lineage: Eukaryota; Metazoa; Porifera; Demospongiae; Haplosclerida; Niphatidae. The coding region runs from base 1 to 684 and encodes 227 amino acids. The transcript has a single exon.
AUGCAGAAUCUCUCACUGCUGCUAGCCUGUCUUUUUAUAUUCAGUGGACUGGAUACUAAGGGGUUAGUAUGUCAGGGAUAUGAUGGAGCAUCAGUGAUGGCAGGUAAGAAUACUGGUGUACAGCAGUGUAUCAAAGAGGUAGCUCCUCAAGCCAUCUAUGUGCAUUGUCAUGCUCAUUGCCUCAAUCUAGUAUUAGUAGAUUGUGCUAAAAGUGUACCUGAUGCUGAUGAGUCCUUUCAGCUUUUACAAUUGCUGUAUGUUUUCAUCUAUUCCUCCAAGGCCCAUGAAAUAUACAUAUCUAAGCAGUCAGAAUUGCAUGCUGAUCAACAAGUUCGUCAGAUGCAGCGCUUAUCUGACACUCGAUGGGCUUGUCGAUAUGCUGCUGUUGAAUCUGUCUGUAGCACAUACGAUUUGAUUUUUGCUACAAUAGAGAGCAUUAAAGAUGUUGAUGAUAAGGCUAAGUUUGUAGAAGCUAAUGGAAUACUUUUCCAGAUUCGUUCACUUAAGUUUGUUUUCAUACUUGCAAUGUUUUUACUUAUUCUGUCUUGCACAAAAAGAUUGUCUGACGAAUUACAAUGUAAAGAUAUAGUUAUGGCUAAAGCCGUAGAGUUGAUUACUGCUACAAUACAAACAAUUAAUGAGUUCAGGGGUGAGAAGUGCUGGGAGCAGAUUGUACAGUAUUGA